GAGGACCAAUAUGGAACCCAAACUGGAUAAGUUCUUACUGAUGGGAUCAGUGGAUAAAGAGUCAGAGCUAUGGCUAACAUUACAGUAAACCAGCAAAUGUUGGCCAUGAGCAUUCCCCAGGCAACACAUCAUCAGUCUGACUUGGAGUGCACCUCCCUUCCAGUGCAGAAGGAUUGCCUUGGACUCCCUUUGCCUACAAGAAGAGCCCCUUCCUGGCCGCCUUCCCCUGGUGAGGACCCUGGGUUACUUCCCUUUCCUUUGGAAGAGCCUGGCCCCAGACCCCUGGUCCCAGGUACCCUUGCCUUUCCAGCUCUGUCCCUUGAGGAAGAGGAGCAGGAUGAGGAUGAUGAAGAUGCAGCCCAGCCUGAGGAGCUGCGCAGUGAGAAGCAUGUCAGCCAGUUCUUUGCAGAAGCCCUGCGGCUGCGGGAGCAGAGGCUGUUGCUGGAUCAAGAGGUGUCAGUUGGGGGAAGAGUAUAUGGGGUACAUCAAGUGAUCUUGGCUGCAGUCAGCAGCCUCUUUCAAGGCAGGCUGAAGCAUGCCAAAGGUCCACAGCCUUGCUUCAGCCUCAAUGUGACCCCAGGGGGUUGGGAGGCCUUGCUGAGCUUUGCCUAUGAAGGAGUCCUAGGCCCUGCCUCACGGAAUGAAGUGCUGGCUGCUGCUGAAGCACUGGGAGCACCCCGAGUGAAGGCUGCAGCCCAGCCUGGAAAGGUGAAGAAGCUCAGCCAGGCAGAGGAGCUGAGGGAGAAUCUGCACAGCAUUGAACUCCUGUACCAGGAUGGUAUUGGGUGUGACCUGGAGCUGGAGGCCGAAGGCUACCGGCUAUGGGUUCACCGAGCAGCGCUGGCCUGUGGUAGUGAGUUCUUUAGGGCCAUGCUCCUUAGUGGGAUGAGGGAAUCCCAGGGCACAGAGGUGUCUCUGCGUACCAUCUCUAUCCAGGACCUGCGCCUGCUCAUCUCUUUUGCCUACUCUGGGAUUGUACGGGCACGAUGGCCAGGACUGUUAAGAGCUGCCCAAGCUGCCUUGCAGUAUCAAAGCUCUUCUUGCCUGGAUCUGUGUCAGAAAGCCUUGGCGCGAAGCCUCAGCCCUGCCCGUUGCCUGGCCCUGCUUCCCACUGCCGAAGCCCCUGGGUUGGAAAGGCUCCGGGGAAAAGCUCGCCACUACCUUCUGACCCACCUGCCUGCCGUGGCUUUGUGCCCCACUUUUCCUUCUUUGCCAGCUGUCUGCCUGGCUGACCUUCUGGACAGCGAUGAGCUACAUGUGCAAGAGGAAUUUGAGGCCUUUGUGGCAGCACGACGUUGGCUAGCUGCCAACCCUGAGACCCAGGAGUCAGACGCGAAGGCCCUGCUACGAUGUGUCCGUUUUGGCCGCAUGUCUACCAGGGAGCUUCGGAAAGUGCGAGCAGCUGGGCUACCCUCACCUCUGCCCGCAGACCUGCUCCAUCAGCUGAUGGUUGAGGCUGAGAUUCCAGGUCAAGAGCGGAGAAGGGAGCCAGACCGAGCACUGGUGGUGAUUGGUGGGGAUGGGCUCACUCCCGACAUGGCUCAAAGACAGCCAUCUCGUAAAGUGUGGUGGGCCAGGGCCUUCCGCUGUGGUAUGGGACUGGUCCGCACUGUGGAGUGGGGGUGGCUGCCUCCUCUGCCUGCCCCGGGGCGCUUCCGGCAUGGCGCUGCCAGCCUAGCAGGAUGCGAGCUCUAUGUGUGUGGAGGUCAGGAUUUCUACAGCCACUCUAACACUCUGGCUUCUACUCUCAGGUGGGACCCCAGUCAAGAGGGCUGGGAAGAGAUGGAACCUCUUUGUCAGGCAAGGAGCUUUUUUCCUCUGGUGGCAUUGAAUGGACAACUUUAUGCCCUGGGUGGACGAGACAAUGGUAUUGCCCUUAGCUCUGUGGAGACCUAUAACCCUGAGCUCAAUGUCUGGAGGCCAGCACCUUCACUGCCAUCACCAUGCUUUGCCCAUGCAGCUGCUGUCUUAGAAGGCCAAAUAUAUGUGAGCGGUGGCUGUAGUGGCACUGGACAAUACCUGGCCACACUGUUGCACUAUGAUCCCACACUUGAGAAGCCAGAGACACUUUUGAGUCCUAUGGGGGUACCUCGGGCUGGCCAUGUUAUGGCUGCUGUGGGUGGGCGAUUGUAUGUGGCAGGUGGGCUAGGGGAGACUGGGGACCUGCUGAGCUUUGAAGCCUAUGAACUGAAGACUGGUAGCUGGACUCACCUGGCUCCUCUGCCCUCCCCCCAUGUGGGGGCUGCAAGUGCUGUACUGCAGGGGGAGCUGCUGGUGCUGGGGGGUUACAGCCACCGUACUUAUGCCCUCUCCCACCUUAUCCAUGCCUACUGCCCUGGUCUUGGCCGAUGGCUCUGCCUGGGGACUCUGCCAAGACCACGGGCAGAGAUGCCUGCCUGCAUCCUGACCCUGCCUACGGUGCAGCACAUAUCAUUGAUUCCUACUGGGCACCACACCAAACCUGCCGGGUAAACAGCAGGAGCUGGGUGCUGGUGACUCAUGACUGUAAUUGUAACUAAUCAGGAGGCUGAGAUCUGAGAAUCACGGUUCCAAGCCUGGGCAGGAAAGUUUAUGAGACUCUUAUCUCCAAUUAACCAGCAAAAAUCCUCCUGUUUCAGUCUCUUGAGGGCUGGUAUUACAGGUGUAUGGCAUUAUGCCUGGCUUCUUUCUGGUUUCUUUCCUUCCCUAUAGGUUCCUGAGGAUAUCAGGAGUAGAAAUAAGACCGUUAUGGUGGGAGGUCCUAAGGUGUAAGAGGAAGUGCCCGAAAGAACUAAAUAUAGAGAAAAUUCAGAAAAACCCUUUCCU
This is a messenger RNA of Dipodomys spectabilis (banner-tailed kangaroo rat), 2805 nucleotides long. RefSeq names its product kelch like family member 33 (gene Klhl33). The record is from RefSeq and is a predicted model, not a curated record. Bases 70 to 2472 code for a protein of 800 amino acids. Gene Ontology annotation, molecular function: protein binding. The transcript is spliced from 5 exons. NCBI's taxonomy places the organism in Eukaryota, Metazoa, Chordata, Mammalia, Rodentia, Heteromyidae.